AUGCUCUCCUGUUCCGACCCGAUUGUAAGCAACAUUGCUAAUGCUGAGAUAAACCAAACUGUCCGACUCGCUAGCCGAUCUAAUCCAACCCCUGCUUUAAAAUCAAAAUACCUGUCUAGCCUCCACGAUGACCGUUUGACCAACUUACGUUAUAACAUUCAAUCAUUAUGGACCCGAGUUCGUAAAUCGACACGUAACCUUGGUGUUGAAAUUCAAUUCAAUGACAAUGGUCUCCCUAUUCUUUCCACUGAGAACUCUGGUUCUGUUCUUGCUAAAGAAGCCAGUCGUUUCCUUCAUUUUCAUGUUCAAGAUCGUUUUGCUUCCACCUUACUUGCUCUUCUAGAUAUUGAUCAAGGAAAAGUGGGCCGUGCGCUUACUACCGACACCUUCGCCAAUGGUUCUACCUGGCAAUAUAAUGGAUUAAACAUUCGUUUCAGAGAUUGGCGUUUCAUCCACCGAGCUCGACUUAACUGCCUCCCAGUAAAUAAUGUCAAGAGUCGUUGGUCUAAUUCCUGUCCAAAAUGUCGCCAUUGUAACUCGGAUGAGACUCUCCCUCAUGUGUUGUGCCACUGCCUUCGUAACAUGCCUAGUAUCCUGCGGAGACACAAUACCAUAGUGGACCGCAUCCUCAACGCCGUUCAAAGUGGAACUGUCAACACCGACCAACAAGUUCGCGCCGCUAAUUCUCGUCUUCGCCCAGACAUAAUUGUAAAAGAAGAUAACAAAGUGCUUAUUAUUGAUGUAUGUUGCCCCUUCGAUAAUAAUGCUGAAGCCCUGCGUGACGCUGAACAACGGAAACUUAAUAAAUAUGAAGGGCUGAAGCAAUUCUUCGUUGGUCAGGGAAAGCAAUGCGAGGUCUUUGGUUUUGUGAUCGGUGCCCUUGGUUCCUGGCAUCCCAGCCAAUGA
Molecule: messenger RNA, 906 nt
Organism: Paramuricea clavata
Lineage: Eukaryota; Metazoa; Cnidaria; Anthozoa; Malacalcyonacea; Plexauridae
Source: the annotation of a GenBank genome assembly